GUCGGCUUCGUCACUUCCAACCCGGCCGAUCCCAACCAGAAGAACAAGCUCUUCACCAAGUACUUGAACCCCGGGGAUGUCUUUGUCUUCCCCCAGGGUCUUAUCCACUUCCAGUUCAACGUCGGCAAGACCAAUGCUGUAGCAUUUGCUGGAUUCGGCAGCCAGAAUCCAGGCACCAUAACCAUUGCCAAUGCUGUCUUCGGGUCGGAUCCUAAGAUCAACCCUGAUGUGCUGGCCAAGGCUUUCCAGGUUGAGAAGAACAUUAUCGAUUACCUCCAGGCUCAGUUCUGGUCUAACUAUAACUAAAACUUAAUUAUGCUUAAGAUACACAAACAGUAUAUGUCGUUUCUUUUUGUAUAAUAAUAACUGAAACAGUCAUAACUGCUUGACUUGGAAAACUGUGUUUCCAAGUUAUAUAUAUGUAUGAUGUUAUGGUGCAAUCUUUGCCCCACAUAAUAAAUAAAAGUCUUCUUGUA
Molecule: messenger RNA, 476 nt
Organism: Salvia hispanica
Lineage: Eukaryota; Viridiplantae; Streptophyta; Magnoliopsida; Lamiales; Lamiaceae
Source: RefSeq, a predicted model, not a curated record